UCUACCUUAUCGCGGAAGUUUGUGGAGGUGAUGUCAGAAUAUAAUGCAACCCAGUCUGAUUACCGGGAGCGCUGUAAGGGAAGAAUCCAAAGACAGCUGGAAAUAACUGGCAGGACCACCACUAGUGAGGAACUGGAGGACAUGCUGGAGAGUGGGAAUCCAGCUAUUUUCUCCUCUGGGAUCAUCAUGGACUCCAACAUUACAAAGCAAGCACUAAAUGAGAUUGAGACACGGCACAGUGAGAUCAUCAAGCUGGAAAACAGCAUCCGAGAGCUCCAUGAUAUGUUCAUGGACAUGGCCAUGUUGGUGGAAAGCCAGGGCGAGAUGAUCGACCGCAUUGAAUAUAAUGUGGAACACUCCGUGGACUAUGUGGAGAGGGCCGUGUCAGACACCAAAAAAGCUGUAAAAUACCAGAGCAAAGCCCGGCGGAAGAAGAUUAUGAUUAUCAUCUGCUGCGUUAUUCUGGGAAUUGUCAUUGCUUCUACUAUUGGUGGGAUUUUUGGCUAGAAGCCUGCAACCAUCCGAGACUAUCAUUUAUGGGAGUAAGGAGAUGAAUAGGAGCACCAGAGCCACCUGGCCCACUACCCACUUGGGCCCAUCCAAACCUUGUACCCGCCAUUGGAGAAACUGGCGGACCAGCACUUCCGUCUCUAAUGCAUGAUUAUUUGUGUUAACACUAUGUGUUAAGUACAGUGUAUGUGUUGGGGGAGGGAUGGUGCUGGGGGGAAGGUGGGAAGGCAGUGUGUGCAUGACAUGCUCAAGGUUUCAGCAGUUUUGGCAGUUCUACCACCUUUUGACCUCUUCUUGAUGGUCAGAUCUCCUCAAAUCGAACCUCCUUUCCCUUCCAGUGAGGUCCUCUUUCUUCUCCCCAAAGAAGAGUUUGCUACGACAGCUAUGCAGUUAAUCCAGUCCCUGCUCUGGCAGAGACAAGGUCUGGUCAUCAUCAUCCGUUACCAGAACUGUGUCCUUUGCACUGUUGCUUAUAGAGGAAGGGGAGCCUCUUUGGCAACAGCUGUCAGCUCAAACCAGGCCAGUCUUCCUCUUUUUCAGCCAUGGGCAAGGACCUCUUUGUAGUGUUGCAGGCUUGUUCAGCUAGGGUAUUCUGUAUUUUUUUUUUAUUUCUGCAGCUGCCCAGCCAGGAGCAAGAGGUGGGUAUGACCCACCUGGCCCAAAUCUGUGUCUUCCACAGUUCUGGUCUGAGCUCAAUUUCUGUUCAGUGGAAACCUCACCCCCUUUUUCAGCUUCUGAAGAACCACUGGGCUUCUUUUCUCUUGCCUUCCUGUAAGCAGAAUGUAUGUAUUUAUUUAAAAUGUCAUUCAGCUUUUUUGCUUAAAAAAGCAGGAAGGUGACUUGCAACAUGAAAUUAGGACAAAACCACUAAUAAUUGUUUUUUAGACAACCAACUUAACUGGAGGAGUUAACGGUAGCCUUCACCACGCCCAAGUAGGCAUUCUGGAUGUUAACCAAGGGCUGGUAGAUGAUAAAAGGGGAAUUUACAAAUGCAUAUUUUAGAAAUGUGUUCCAGGUGAGUUGCAGCUCCUCCAUCACACAAAACAACAGACCCAAGUUCAAAAUAUCAUGAGAAGCAGCCUUAGAUGGACGGCCCUUAAUAAAAUGUCUGUGGCACUAAUGUGCCCAUGGCAUUUCCUUGGUCCCUACCAGAUUCUCUGCCCUGAUUUAAAAAUAAUAAUAAUUGGAAAGCUGGCACACUGCCAAAGAGCAAGCCUCUGGCUUCAGUGUUUUAUUUCAAAGUUGGCUUUUUGGCCCUUAUAGGUACUGUUAGAAAAUAACAUUAUGAUGGCUGCAAAAAAGGAGAAAGUUAAGCAGGCUGGCAGUAAGCUUCUUAACAAGUUAGUAAGAGAGCAAAUAGAAUACUCACCCAGCUGGUAAAUGGGUGUUUUGUGACUGGCACAAGGGCACCCAUGGUGUGUUGAAACUCGAGUUAUGCCCACUGGAAUGAAACAGCUGAGGACCCCUGCCUUCGAUGAAGGUUGGAAUUGUGUCAACUUUGUGCCUCAUUCCAGAAGUUACAACUGACAAUGCACACACACUGGGUGCUUGAGCUGUGCCAGGUACUGAAACUUCUUGGCCUUGCAUUAGCCUCUUUGUGCUUAAGACCAACUGGGCUAGUCCAGGUCCUGCCACUGUCAAACCUAACUGCCAGCACUGGGUGUGUGACUCUUACCUGUCUGCUGUAUUGUCCAAGAGCAAAAGACCCGUUAUUAACCAGCUCCACCCCUCCUUUUUCUGUGGGCUGCUCCAUUUGAGGAUUUCACCAGGUGGCUCUUGGCAGGGAAAUGCAUAACUGGGGUGCUUUCCCACAUUUUCUCUUAGAGGAGCUGCCUGGACCUACAGUACUUCUGAUGACAAAAGAGGCUGGGUGGGUCAUCUUCCCCCUUUUAUAUGCCACAGGCUGCCUCCUUUACUUAUUCCAGGCUACACGGAAACUGCCAAACCUUCACCCCCACAGCCCUGCUCCCUAGUCUUAACUUAGCUCUUCCAGCUGCUUCACAGCACCAGCAGUAUCUUUCAUACAGUAAUACAGUAACACUCUGGACCAAGAACCUGCUCUCCUAUCCUCCCCCAAGGGAUGCUUGCUUCUCAUCAGCUUUUGCCAUAGUCAGAACUGGCUCCUUGGGGAGCAAGGAACCAGUGGAGUCUGCUCAAGGACAGAGAGGGCUUACAUAGCCCUCACUGCGGGAAUCGUUCAGGAUGGUGUAGCACGGCACAGAUGGGCUUCAAAACCAUUUGUGCAACCUUACAAUUCCAGAACUAAAACGGGGUUAGGUAAGGUCCACCCUUAGAAGACUGGUUGCUGAGAGAUGGGCUCCUCCUGGCCGACAGGCAGUUGUCUUUUCUUCCAUAGUAGCCAGUAAAUGUUAAAAAUAACCUCUCUCGGUUGAGUAGUCAUGAUCAAGUUUCAGCUUUGCCCACUCAGUUCUCCUGCCUUCUGGGGCUGUCAAGCUGCUUCCUUUUUUUUUUUUUUCCGUCUUGGUGACCUUAAUUAGCUUUUCUAAGUCAGCACAGGGGCAAAAGCCGUGCUGCAGCAUUAGGGCAGCUACUGCUCCUCCCUCUAUUCACACCUUCCUUUGUUGCAUGUCAAAAAAUAGAGCUGUUACUAGUAUGUCUGUGCUUCAGGAAACUCUCCAGAUACUGAGAGAAAAUGUGUCAAUCAUCUUUAAUCUUAAAAAAAAUCCUCUGAAGUGCCACCGUAGUCUCACCUGUUGCAGUAUUCAGCAUUCUUGCAGGGGAAGACAUUUCACCUAUGAUGUCAUUUUAGAGGCCUCCCCAGGAGUUGUAAUGUUGCUGUACAAUGUGAAUUAAGUGCCCUUGUCUCUUGUGGCCCUCAAAUCUCACUUUCCAGCUUGGGGGAUCUGGAACUAUUCCUUAUUGCCUCCUUUCUACAUUCCAGCCUCCUUUUUCGCUUAAUUUGUCCUCAAACCUCUUUCCCCCACCACCUCCUCCAAACUUCAGGGGGAACACAGCUUCCUUUUAUGAAUGAACUUUUAUGUAGAAUAAAGAAUAUUUAUAUCAAAUACACCGUCUUUUGAUUCCUCUGUGAACCGGAACAUGGGGAGGGAUAAGCUGUACUCACACUUGACUUCUGAGCUGGUUAUACAGAACCUAGUUUUGAAAGUAUACACCUCUUGAAUCAUUUAUUACAGCACAUAAAUAUUCAGGUUUUCCUACUACUGGGAAAGAGAUGAGAGCAGAGCCCCAUACCAAGUAACUAAUUUACCAAGACACUUUCUGGUUUCUGAGACAACACGCCUUUUUAAAAGGUCAGUAGCUAGGAAACCUUUUAAUAGUGUUGUGCUUCUUCAUUCAUUUGCUUCUACUCAGCAUAGAGCUCGAAAUAAGAUUUUGUCCACCACCACCUUUUUUUAAAGUUAGGAAAGGUAAGGUGCUGCCUUCCAAAUAUUUCGCUUGAUAAUUUCCUAAGCCCAGAUCUUUGCCUGUGUUGGCAAAACGAAAGGAGUAGUGGUCCAGAAUAGUUGCAGGGCACCAUGAUAAUUUUAUCAUUCCUCCAAAAGCAGGCAUGGAAGUCUCAAAAUACAUCAGGGCCUAUUGAUGCCCCCCCCGCCCCUGAGCAGCUUAAACCAACUGGCAAUGGUGCAGAAGCCAUUUCCAAGACCUCAUUUAAUUGAGAGCUGGGGAAGUAAAAUUGACACAACCAAAUCUGAAGCCAUCAGGAAUAGAAGGUGGUUCUGGCAGUCUGGCAGCAGAGAAACAUAGUGAAUCGACUGGAUCCCAUAUUCUCAGUGAGAAGUCAUUUUCAAAGGGGUUAGAACAAAGAAGGGACUGUGACCAGCCUGGGGGUCUUCAGCAGGUUCUG
Molecule: messenger RNA, 4336 nt
Organism: Python bivittatus (Burmese python)
Lineage: Eukaryota; Metazoa; Chordata; Lepidosauria; Squamata; Pythonidae
Source: RefSeq, a predicted model, not a curated record